Microdochium trichocladiopsis is the source of this 1298-nucleotide messenger RNA. RefSeq lists its product as uncharacterized. The transcript has 3 exons. The record is from RefSeq and is a predicted model, not a curated record. Bases 106 to 1209 code for a protein of 367 amino acids. NCBI's taxonomy places the organism in Eukaryota, Fungi, Ascomycota, Sordariomycetes, Xylariales, Microdochiaceae.
CAUAAUUGACCCUCCAGCUUGCCUCUUGUGUUUUAUCAGCACGAACACUCAGCCUGUCCCCCCGCGUCGCUCUGCUAGAUUCUCAACCAGGCGCAGGCAUCCAGAAUGUCGACCACUACUGUGACCAGCGCCCAAGCCCCGGGCGAGGCGGGCCCUCGGACGGCCACCAUGAUGAAUGGAAAGACGUUUACUUUCCAGUCCAACGUGUCCACGACCCUGGCCAAGAUCCCCAUCAUUGACGCCGCGCGCAUCUGGAGCCAAGACCUCGCCGAGCGCAAGGCCCUGGCCGAGGAGAUCCGAGAGGCCGCGCAUGAGAUUGGAUUCUUCUAUCUCGUGAAUCAUGGCAUCGACAUGAAAUAUGCAGAUGAGGCCAUGACACAGGCCAAGAGGUUCUUUGCGAUGCCACAGGAGAAGAAGAUGGAGGUCUUUACUGGUCUCGUGCCCAACGAGUAUGUCGGCUUCCACCCGAUGGAGUGCUACAACCGCAACGGCUGGAAGCGCCAGGACCUCAGCGAGGCCUUCAACUGGGGCUACGACGCCAAGUUCGACCCAGACGCCACCCCGGCGGCCCUCGCCCAGAAGUCCCCAAGCAUCUGGCCAUCUGACCUGCCGGGCUUCCAGGAGGGCGUGAUGGCCUACCACGCGCAGCUGCUGCGCUUCUCGCGCCGCCUGGCGCGCAUCUUUGCCCUCGCGCUGCACAUGCCCGAGGACUACUUUGACGCGUACACGGCGCAGCCCGAGGCCGGCAUGCGCAUCCUGCACUACCCGGAGCAGGAGCACUCGGUGGACGAGCAGAAUGGCAUCGGGGCACACACGGACGUCGAGUCUUUCACCAUCGUGACGCAGGACGACACCGGCGGGCUCGAGGUGCUGGGCAAGGACGGCCACUGGAUCAAGGCGACGCCCGUGCCGGGCGCGUUCGUGGUCAACAUCGCCGACUGCUUCAUGAGGCAGACCAACGACUUUUUCGUGUCGACGAUCCAUCGCGUCGUCAACAAGAGCGGGCGCGAGAGGUACUCGGUGCCGUUCUUCUUUGGUUUCGAUCGGUCCAUGAGGCUGGAUCCCAUACCGAGUUGUGUGGAUGAGACCAAGGGGAUGCCGCCGAUGAAGUAUCCGGUCAUCACGGCGGGAGAGUACUAUGAGUGGCGCACAAACCGGCAAAAGAAGACGAACACGUUCAACGAGGAGGUGCAGGGCAAGGCAAGCUGAUGCACUCGAGCAGCAUUGUACAAGAUUUGUUGUGAUGAAGAUGAAAUCGUAAGCAACGUAUAUUACAAAUCUGGUGCUUUGAACUGCUC